Messenger RNA from Aspergillus saccharolyticus JOP 1030-1, 3259 nucleotides. Its product is annotated as putative C6 transcription factor. Gene Ontology annotation, molecular function: zinc ion binding; DNA-binding transcription factor activity, RNA polymerase II-specific; sequence-specific DNA binding. Bases 448 to 2934 code for a protein of 828 amino acids. The record is from RefSeq and is a predicted model, not a curated record. The transcript has 4 exons. NCBI's taxonomy places the organism in Eukaryota, Fungi, Ascomycota, Eurotiomycetes, Eurotiales, Aspergillaceae. Gene Ontology annotation, biological process: DNA-templated transcription; positive regulation of transcription by RNA polymerase II.
CCUUCUUGUGCUCGUCCCCCUCCUCUUCAUCCCACCUGUUCACCCCCGAAAAACUACUAGUUCUGAUCAUUGCCAAAAUGAAUUCCAUCACCGCCCUGUCGUGAUAGUAGCUUACCUAACAUUCCACUUUCAGUACCCAAGUUCCCCCUUGCUUCCCUACUCUUUCCCAUACACUCUGCCCGCCAAGUACUUACGCCGCCGUUGGGUCCACGUCGGAACGAGCCCUGAACAUGUCGAACGUGCUGUCUCAUCAGGUGUCCUAUCAGUAUUCCCAGAUCGCCUGUGCCUGACCUCCUGGCCUUAUUUCCUUCUUCUCCUUCUUAUUGUGAAGACCGAUUGUAGGGCUACAUGAGACUUUCAUGGCAUGUCCCUUUGACAAUACAUCUUGGCUAGCACUGUGAUCUUCGGAUCCAACCUAAUCUUAGGGGCAUCACCAGAGUCACCACCAUGGCGGUGCAAUCAUCCUCGAAUUCUCGCCUCCAAUUCACUAACCCAUGGCGAGAAGCACCAUCCACGGCGGUGGAGUCCCCAAACCACACUCCCGAUGGUCGCAUCGCGCAUACAUUGACUGCUUGCACCCGUUGCAGACAGCGGAAAUCCAGGUGUGACCCAGGUAUACCAAGAUGCGCGCCGUGCGAACGUAGCAAUGCGAAGUGUGUAUAUUACGAUUCCGCCCGUAAACAUACCAUAUCACGGACAUACAUUGUCUCGCUCCGCGAAAAGGCUCGCAGGCUCGAAAAAGAGCUGUCCGAACUCGAGAAGGAGUUUCGACAUGCAGCAGAUGCAGAACUCAUGGUGCGGGGAGCCGGUCGCAUUCGGUUCAAGGAAAAUGAUGAAUCGAGAUACCUUGGGCCGUCGAGUGGCAUCGCAAUGACGCGAUUGGUUAUGGAAAUGGCCAAACAAAAUACGGACUCGAAAAGCAUCAAGGAUGUAGUUCCCGAGUUGACCGCACAGGAGAUUAAGCAUGCUUUCGCAGCGGAGAGCUCCAAGCCAACCUCGAAAGUAUGGCCCAUCAUCAGCUCAACACCCCACAACCAGCUACCCCUCAAGCACAGAACAUACCGCUUGAUCGACGUCUUCUCUGUGAAGGCACAAGCUAUGCUACCCACGUUACAUGAACCCACAUUUCGUCAAGAAGUUGAAGAGGUUUUCGAUGGAUCUGACGAUCCGUGUCAAAAUUUCCAGCUACGGAUGGUGAUAGCCAUUAGCAUGCAGAAGAUGAGUCCGGAUUUUGCAGGGUUAGCGGACAGCUACUACCUUGCCGCCCUGCCGUUUCUUGAGGCGUCCCUCAGGAGAAGAGACCUUCGUUCCUUACAAUGCUUGGCGCUCAUAGCACAGUAUUCGAUGUUGACACCUACGAGAACCGCCGCUUACUGGGUGGUCGGAAUGGCCGUGAAGCUCUGUCAAGACCUCGGACUUACCGAUGAAGCAACCAUCACUAGAUCGUCGGAUGGCAAGCUUCUGGAUGCAUUGGAGGUGGACAUGCGAAGGAGGCUAUUCUGGAUCGUCAUAUCCAUGGAAUACGGUCUUUCUCACAGUCUAGGACGACCCAAUUGCUAUUCCGUCUGCCACGAUCAUAUCAACGUCAAAUUCUUCGAACCAGUCGAAGAUCACAACAUCACGCGCGAAGGAAUUCGACCGGGGGCCAGGAUUAUUCUACCCAAAUGUAUCGCCAUACACUUCUUGAAAAUGAGACUCCUUCAAGCAGAGAUCCGACGCACUCUAUAUCUCAACAAGCGCGACACACCGACCAACGACCAAGAUCCAUGGUUCACACAGAUGAUGAAGAAAAUCGACGACUGGGUAGCAUCCUGCCCCAAGAACGAUGGAGGGAGUGGCCUCGGCGAGAAAUGGUUCCAUGGUCGUCGGAACACAAUGAUCGUAUUCCUUUAUCGACCGUCACCUCAGGUGCCCGAGCCUUCGGUCGACGCCGCGCGAAAAUGCUAUGAAGCGUCCGUGUUCAAUGUCGCCAUGCAUAAGGAGCAGGUCGCUACUGGCUCUGUCGAUUUGACCUGGAUCUUCACCCAGUCGCUUUUUAUGGCCUUGAACACCAUUCUUUGGUCCCUUUCCUACCCGGAUAUUCGGAAAGAACACCCCAUCGAUGAAGUGAAAGGCCAUCUAAGCGUAGCGUUGGAGGUCAUCGUGCAUGCGGCAAAGCGGUGGCCCGGAGUCGAAUCUGCGUUGGUCUUGUACAGGAGCUUGGUGGCCGCUUGCCUCAGAGCCUAUGCUACCCAAGAGUCUUUCGUCGUACACUCGCCAUCUAAUCAUGCAACCCCUUCUUCACAAGAAGUCGCGACCCCGCCGUCUGUUGCGAGUCCGGCCAGUACUUCCACGUCGUUCCUGUCGCAAAAUAUCCGAGCCGGCAACUCCUCCAUUCCGGACACCAGUACUUCUCCCGGCACAUAUUCUCGGGGUCCUUCGGCAGACCCACCCUUCCCUUAUCCGCACGUACCGUCGACCGGAUCGUCUUCAAUCAUGCCUAUCGUGGAGCCAAUGAAAGCAACUCACAUAUCGUCCUGGGACAGCCAGUUUACUCCUUCUCUUGUCUCUACCUCUUCCCAGGCCUCCUUUAGCCCGCUUUCUUACAGGACUGCCUCUUAUGCAGACAUGGCCUUCGAUCCAUCGACUCCCUACAACCAUAUGCCUUCUAUUGUCCCUGGUCUGCCCGGGUGGGAUUCCAACUUUAGCAUGGCGUCCACAAGUGCGGGACAUCUGGCAUACGUCGAUGCCAUCGUGGAUCCGAUGAACUGGGCAGACACAAUCGGCGACCAGUACUCUCAGUACUUCAAUGGCGCGUAUCCUGUGCCUUCUUGGCGAGAACGUACGCUCAGCCACCAGGAGCAGCUGGAACUCAUGGAGACGUUAGAAGAUAACAUUCCGGAUGUUUCUGCUCAACGCCUAGUUCAGGCGUCGGCCACAUUCUACCAGUCAUAACCCAUGCUAUUCGAUAUGCCCUCGGAGAGUGGUUCUACAUUUACCUCGCGAGUUCGGACAGACUUGAAUAAGUUUGAGUCGUGGGAUUCAUUGUUUAGAUGUCGUUUAUCUUUUUGUGUGGCACUUUCCCUUGCCUUUGUCUGUAUCUUAAUAUAUACCCAUGGGAAGCCAAUGGGCUUCGUCUCUGGUGUUUGGAGCAACAUUUUCGCCAACACUACUUCAGGAAACAAAAGAGUUCUUCAUGUUGGAAAUUGGCACUGUUUUAGAUCAGCCGCACUGUGGAGAGGCACGGUGGCGGUUCUUAUGUGUCUAGCGAACUGAAUGC